AUGGCUAUCAACUUCGCGAACGGGUUUGCCCGGUUCAUACCAAUGAUCGGGUACCACCACGUGCUCAUGGUCAUCAUUGCAGUGUCCAUCAUUCUUCUAUCCCUAUUAUUGGCUGGAUGCUCGUCGUCAUCACCCCAGAUUCCCACUAUCUUCCUGAUCUCGAUGUACUAUGAGCGCUACAGCCCGACCUUCAAUCUGGCGCAGGUAGACCCUGGCGUUGUGACAGCAACAUCGAAUAUCGUUGGCGGUGCAGAGAUGGAGGUCCGCGUGGGUUACUUCGGUAUCUGCGUCCAACCGGACCACGGUUCUUUUAUCUGCAACUCGAAUGCCACAGCCCUGGCUGAAGUCGUCACUGUCGAUCAGGAUCCUAUGAAUCUGAUCUGGGUUGCAUCAACCUUCAAGGAUGCAGUUGUCUUCCCUUAUCUUCUUGUUGUUGCCGUCAUCCUUGCCUUCUUCUGUUUUAUUCUCCUCGCUACUUUCCCGGGAUGGCACGAGGAAGUCGACUCUGGUGGCUCCGAACGAGAAGUCAAGCCAUUCCCAUCGAGACCCGUGUCGCAAGCCGCCCUUGCACUUAUCUUCGUCGCCGCCGUAUUCGUUUUAGUAUCAGUACUAUGGCAACAUACAGCAUCGGUAGCUGCCAGUACGAUAGCACAAGAUAUGGGCAAUGGAAGCGUCAAGAGCGGGGUUGGCACUUCCGCCAUGGUUCUCGGUUGGUUCGGCUUCGUCCUAAUGGUUAUUGUAACGAUAGGACUGCUGGUCAUGAUACUCAGCAUCCGUCUCAUAAAGCAACUGACCGACGAGGAGUAA
Messenger RNA from Aspergillus wentii DTO 134E9, 807 nucleotides. Its product is annotated as Fig1 domain-containing protein. Gene Ontology annotation, cellular component: membrane; mating projection tip. The transcript is spliced from 4 exons. The record is from RefSeq and is a predicted model, not a curated record. NCBI's taxonomy places the organism in Eukaryota, Fungi, Ascomycota, Eurotiomycetes, Eurotiales, Aspergillaceae. The coding region runs from base 1 to 807 and encodes 268 amino acids. Gene Ontology annotation, biological process: conjugation with cellular fusion.